AUGUUACUGUAUUUGUCGUGGCUUCGAACGAAACAGAUGGUUACAAGAGGAUCGUCAGGUCCACCGAAGUAAAUGGAUUUCGGGAUAAGUUAGUAGUUCUUGGCCUUGGAAAACCUUGGCGUAGCGGAAGUAUGAGAAAAAGUACAGGCGGUGGUCAGAAAAUCAAUUACCUGCGGGAAGCUCUCGAGGAAGAUAAAGAUGAUUCGAACAAAAUCAUCGUGUUUACCGACAGUUAUGACGUCAUAUUCCUUGGUUCAUUGGAAGAAAUCGUGGAGAGAUUUAAGAAGUCCGAAGCACGAAUUUUAUUCUCUGCCGAGGGCCAUUGUUGGCCGGAUGUUUCUUUGGCUUCCGAGUAUCCAAACGUGAUAAGAGGAAAGCGUUACUUAAAUUCUGGAGGAAUUAUAGGAUACGCCUCAGAUAUUUAUUCCAUUUUACCGACGAAUAUUAACGAUGACGAUGACGACCAACUGUAUUUCACUAAAGUAUACUUGAAUCCCAUUCUGAGGGAAAAGCACAAGAUUAAGUUGGAUCACAGAUCUGACAUCUUCCAGAAUCUCUAUGGAGCAGUAGCCGACAUCGAAUUAAGGUUCAAAGGAAACGAGGGUUACAUCCAGAAUACGGCUUAUAACACCGUACCGCUUGUUAUUCAUGGAAACGGACCAAGCAAAGUGGUACUGAAUUCCUUGGGCAAUUAUUUAGCUCGCGCUUGGAGCCCAGAAGAUGGCUGUUUAAAUUGCUGGGAUGAUACCAUCGAGCUUCAAAAAGACAAAACAGAAACUUAUCCAGUUAUAAUGAUCGCUAUAUUCAUCGAGAAACCGACACCGUUCAUGGAGGAAUUUUUCCAUGGGAUUUAUAAACAAGCUUAUCCAAAAUCGAAGUUACAUCUUUUUAUGCGAAAUAACGUACCGUAUCAUGAGGAAAUUGUCGAGGAAUUCAUUGAGAAUUAUGGCAACGAGUACAUGAGCGUUAAACAGAUCAAACCGAGUGACAACAUCAGCGAAGUUGCUGCAAUUAAUCUGGCACUGGAUAGUUGCUUACUGAAGAAUUGCUCCGGGUUCUUCUUUAUCUACUCGCAUGCCCAGUUAACAAAUGAAUUUACUCUAAAGUUACUGGUUGAACAACAAAGAGGAAUUGUGGCACCUUUAUUAGUUCGACCAUUCAAGGCUUGGAGUAACUUCUGGGGAGCCAUUACUGACGAUGGAUUCUAUGCGCGUAGUUCGGACUACAUGCAAAUCAUACAUAACGAGCGCAGAGGUUUAUGGAACGUGCCGUUUGUUACCGAUUGUUACCUGAUCAAUUCCACAUUAAUCAAGAACAAAGCAACCCGGCCUUCAUAUACCGAAGACGAUUUGGACAGUGAAAUGUCUUUCGCACAUGCAAACAGAGAAAGAGGGAUUUUUAUGUACGUCAGUAACAGGCUGGAAUUUGGACAUCUCGUUAGUACCGACAAUUAUGACAUCAAGUUGACGCAUCCUGACUUUUACCAGAUCUUCGAUAAUAAAUUAAACUGGGAGAAGAGAUACAUUCACGAAAAUUACAGUGAUAGCUUUGCCCCGAAUAAGACGCACAUCCAGCCAUGCCCAGACGUGUACUGGUUCCCUAUCGCGAGUCCCAGGUUUAUUAAAGAGUUGGUAGAAAUUGUGGAAACAUUUGGGAAAUGGUCCGAUGGCACGAAUCACGACCCCAGAUUAGCAGGUGGUUAUGAAAAUGUACCCACUCGCGAUAUUCAUAUGACUCAAGUUAACUAUGAGCAGCAGUGGCUGUACUUCUUAAAGGAGUACGUCAGACCUCUGCAGGAGCUCGUCUUCACAGGCUACUUCCACGAUCCUCCUAGGUCAUUGAUGAAUUUCGUCGUAAGAUAUCGACCCGAUGAACAACCUUCGUUGAAACCACAUCAUGAUUCUUCAACGUACACAAUUAAUAUUGCUUUGAAUCAAAUCGGAGUUGAUUAUGAGGGUGGUGGAUGCAGAUUUAUUCGAUAUAACUGCUCCGUCACUGAUACGAAAGCAGGAUGGAUGUUAAUGCACCCUGGACGUUUGACUCACUAUCAUGAAGGUUUGCUGGUUACUAAAGGCACAAGGUAUAUAAUGAUUUCCUUCGUUGACCCCUAAUAAUUAAUGAAUUUAGGAGAGACGAGUACUGAAACUAAAUGUUAGGUCAACGUCAUAAACUCGAGUAUUGUAAACGCGCAAUGAUCCCCGUUAGGUUUAAGUUAAUUGUUCGUAAUCGCUGUAGGUAAUGGCAAUCGCGAUUGUUUAUACAAAUAUCAGAUAUAUAAGGGUCACAUUGUCAUCGAAACUAAACGACUAUACUCUUCAUUACUAUUUUUAUAUUUAAAUAUAUUUUAUGCGGUUAUGUGAAUCAUAUGUAUUCUCUUAGGAACUGUGACAAUUAAUAACUGUAAAUAUAUAUACUUGUUAAUAAUAAAUAAUAACUGUAAUAGUAAGUUAUUGGUUAAUUUUGAGGAAUGUACACCUCUUUAAAGUACUUCCAAUGCUUAUAACUUUAUAAGCAAGAAGAAACGUUUUUGUACGAGUUGUAACACGGAGAAAAAAUGAAAUAAAACUUGGUACGAGCAGAACUGUAUAUAACAGCUUGACAGUAA
Messenger RNA from Orussus abietinus, 2605 nucleotides. It is a transcript of the gene Plod, whose product is annotated as procollagen-lysine,2-oxoglutarate 5-dioxygenase 3. Gene Ontology annotation, cellular component: endoplasmic reticulum. Gene Ontology annotation, molecular function: iron ion binding; procollagen-lysine 5-dioxygenase activity; L-ascorbic acid binding. The record is from RefSeq and is a predicted model, not a curated record. Gene Ontology annotation, biological process: peptidyl-lysine hydroxylation. Lineage: Eukaryota; Metazoa; Arthropoda; Insecta; Hymenoptera; Orussidae.